This is a messenger RNA of Lytechinus pictus (painted urchin), 1795 nucleotides long. RefSeq names its product solute carrier family 35 member G1-like. The coding region runs from base 137 to 1231 and encodes 364 amino acids. Lineage: Eukaryota; Metazoa; Echinodermata; Echinoidea; Temnopleuroida; Toxopneustidae. The transcript has a single exon. Gene Ontology annotation, cellular component: membrane. The record is from RefSeq and is a predicted model, not a curated record.
AACCGGACCACUGUUUACUGGGCAUGCUGGAAGGGCCGAGAAGCUUAUCAAUGAAAAAUGGAGCUGAGUGAGAGUAAAUUGAUGACGGUAUAAUAGAAAGUAUAAAUCGGAUAGAUAAUUCCUGAAGGAAAUUACAAUGGCCAAACCAGAGGCAGAAGAUCCUACUUGGUGCGAAGUGAAGAAAGACGUUGAUAGCGAUCGUCUUUGCGCUAGUAAUGACGAAUUAUCUAAGAGUCACACUCAUGGACAGACAGAAGAACGCAUUUGGACUAGAAUAUGCAGAAUAUGUAAGGUUGUGAUCCAACGGCGGGGAAUCUUCUUGGCGCUGUCACACGCAAUCCUGACGGGGUUUCUUGGUUUGACCAUUAAGCUCCUAUCAGGCAAGGUAUCUCCCAAUCAGAUUGUACUCUACCGCUCGUUCACACUCGUACUCUUCACGGCACCAAAAUUCUUAAGUCAGCGAGUGUCGUUCUCCUUGCCUCUCAAAGCUUGGUGUCUCGUAAUUGCCAGGGGAAUGCUGGGCACGGUAACGGGCAUCAGCUUUAACUCUGCUGUCCAACGUCUUGAUAUAUCAACCGCUAAAUGCAUCAGACAGGGCUCAACCCUCAUCACUUUUAUCUUGGCAUGCUUCUGUUUAAAGGAGAAUUGUUCCAUUACAAUCACUUUGUCUUGUUGUUUCAGCGUGGUCGGUGUAUUCCUCGUUGUUCAACCUCCCAAAAUCUUUGGGGGUCUUCUUGAGAGCAGCAAUGGUAACUCGCCUCUUGGAUUAACUGCUGCAUUUUCCGCAUCGAUGUGCGUUGCUCUUGUAUACCUCUUACUCCGCUUACUUGCUCCAUAUAAGAUAAAUGCGCAACAAAUUAAUUUUACAUACGGCUGCAUCGGCUUCUUGGGAUGUGCUUUACUGGAGACCGCCCUCAACGACUGGUCCAUCCCAUGCUGUGGAUAUGAACGUCAGAUACUCCUAGCUACCUGCAUCAUUGGCUACUUUCAGGUCACAACCCUCACUCUUGCACUCCAGACGGAAAGUGCUGCAGUUGUCGCCGUCGUUGCGACAACCGCGGUUUUUGGCACCUUUGUCAUGGAUUACGCCUUCUAUGAUGUUAUCCCAAAUGCUUUCAAGGUGAUUGGUGCUCUGUGUAUAACGGGUAGUUCCAUUGGUGCAACCAUGUCGUCGUACUAUGCAGCCAAGAGAAGACUUUCUGAAAGCAUCGAAAGUACAAGAAGAUUUUGAGUUUGGGUGAACUUCCUCAGUCACUUCGUUCCAUUAAAGUGCAUGACACAUUCAAACUACACCUUAAGACCUAUUUGUUCAACCUUUAAUACCUUCACAACUAAAUCUUAAUUUCCUUCACAACUAAAUCUUAAUUUAUACACUGAAUAAUUAUGUACAUUUUUAAAGAAAUAAUAUUUGUUUUGUAUGCAUUAUGGUACACUCUCUGACAUCACAUGCUGGUCUGACUGGCUUCCUAUGGGGGCUGGUGCCCUUAUUUGCUAGAGCUCCUGUGAGUACUGGCUUGCCCGUUAAAUUGUCGGUGAACAGGGCAGCAAGCACAAGGGCACCAGGCCCCACCAGGAUGUAGCUGGAUAUUUCAGUGGUGGUGAUGCAGGAUGGUACUUGUAGUGAUUUAAGAUUUAUUUUUAUAUCUAAGUAGCUGUACUUGUAGUGAUUUAAGAUUUCUUUUUAUAUCUAAGUAGCUGUUUGUAAUGUACGUGUAUCCAAAGGAACUGUUGCUGCGCUAUAGCGCCAUGAGCGUCUCUGGACGGUGUGUGCAUGCGCUCAAUAAGAUAUCACUAU